CACAGAGAGAGAGAGAGAGGCGCCUGCUCUUAUUCUUGUCGUUCAGUGUUUUAGUUCUGAUCAACUCGCUUGUCGUUUCCCAGGCUCGGGGUCUCCACGCAUUUAUGAUUUGGGAUAAUCUGAUCUGAACGAGGAUUUUUUUGGAUAUUCCGAGCGUCGUAACAUUUCAAAGCCCAGAUUCGUUAGGAAACACAAGCGCUUAAAAUACUUUCUUCGUUUCUCAGAGGUGGAAUUUUACGCCGGUGCCAACUGGAUCAGAUCCGCGGAUUCGGCUUGAAGAAAAGGGGCACACGAUUUGGUGAUAUCUGGAGGAACGGAACAGGAUCAGUGUUCGUGUGGAUUAAUAUCGGACCGUUUCGUGGAUUUGUCUUCACGGUGACAUCAGAGCGAACGCGUUAUCUGCACCAAACCGAACAAUCUGCGGGUAGAUUUGAGUGUUUUGGAUCUAAAACGGGUUCUUGUUUCGUUUCGUGUCGGUUCGGUUAGUGAAAUAUUAAAGACUGGCGCAUGAAACAGAUCGCCUGCGCGUCUCCUGCUCGCCGUUUCUCCGCCGCGUCCUCUCCGGCUCCGGACUCGGACCCCGAGAUCUUCAUGAUUUGCGGACAAAAUGGCCGUUUUUUAGCCGGGGAACCCUCUCGCCGUCCCGCAUGUUCAGGACCAAACGAUCGGGGCUCGUCCGGCGACUCUGGAGAAGCCGUGCGCCCGCGGAGGGCGACGCGGACACCGGGACGCGCGGCACCGCAGGCUGCUGCCUCGGGAAACCGGGUAAGCCGAACCCCGGCACCGAGGCCGAACUGAAAGCCCUGACCUACUCCAUCCUGAAGAAGAUCAAAGAGAAACAGCUGGAUGUGCUUUUGCAGGCGGUGGAGUCCAAGGGGGGAGCGAAGAGCCCCUGCCUCCUGCUGCCCGCUAAAGUGGACGCCCGGCUGGGUCAACAGUCGUACGCGCUGCCGCUGCUGAUCUACAAAGUGUUCCGGUGGCCGGACCUCCGGCACUCCUCGGAAUUAAAAAGACUGUCGUGCUGUGAAUCUUACGGGAAAAUCAACCCAGAGCUCGUGUGCUGCAACCCGCAUCAUAUGAGCAGACUGUGCGAGCUCGAAUCCCCCCCGCCCCCCUACUCGAAAUAUCCCACGGACUUUCUUAAACCACCUGAUUCUCCAGGUUCUGCUUCCACUGAAACCGGGGGAACAGUUUAUUCAGCCCCUAUGGGGUUCUCAGACUCUCUGGCUCUUCAGGAACGUGGAGAACAGCCUCACUGGUGCGUCGUGGCGUAUUGGGAGGAGAAGACCCGCGUGGGGCGACUCUAUUCCGUCCAGGAGUCGUCUUUGGACAUUUUUUACGACCUACCUCAAGGCACGGGCUUUUGCUUGGGUCAGCUGGCGUCCGACAACAAGAGCCAGCUGGUGCAAACGGUCCGGGCCAAGAUCGGCUACGGCAUCCAGCUCAGUCGCGAGGCCGACGGCGUUUGGGUGUACAACCGCAGUUGCUAUCCCAUCUUCAUCAAGUCGGCCACACUGGACAACCCGGACUCAAGGACGCUGCUGGUGCAUAAAGUGUUCCCCGGAUUCUCCAUAAAGGCCUUCGACUUCGAGAAGGCGAAAAGCUUGCGGAGACCCAACGACCACGAGUUCAGUCUGCAGCCGCCGACGGUUUUCACCGUGCAGAUCAGUUUUGUGAAGGGCUGGGGGCAAUGCUACACCAGACAGUUCAUCAGUAGCUGCCCCUGCUGGCUCGAGGUCAUAUUCAAUAACCGAUAACGCCGAGCCAUUCCUUCAUCGCCGUGGAAACGGACUAGCCCUUACCUUUCGCGGACUACGGUUUUCUUUUCAUCCCGAGAGAACGCAAAGGAAAACUCACUUGGACUGGUUGAAUAAAAGACUUUAUUGAAGAUUUAAUUAAGUGAAAUUAAAGCUAAGAUGUAUUUUAUGUUAAAUAUAAAUAUAUUAUUACGUGUAAAUACGAAGUUUUAUAUGCAUUGUUAUUUAUGUAUUGUGCAAUGUGUUGACCAGACAAUGAGAAGAUGCACUUUGCUUAAUAUAAAUGCAGACAAGAGAAAUGCCAAAAUAAAACAAAAAAUAC
This is a messenger RNA of Triplophysa dalaica, 2079 nucleotides long. It is a transcript of the gene smad7, whose product is annotated as SMAD family member 7. Bases 648 to 1757 code for a protein of 369 amino acids. The record is from RefSeq and is a predicted model, not a curated record. Lineage: Eukaryota; Metazoa; Chordata; Actinopteri; Cypriniformes; Nemacheilidae. The transcript is spliced from 4 exons. Gene Ontology annotation, cellular component: heteromeric SMAD protein complex. Gene Ontology annotation, molecular function: transcription regulator inhibitor activity; I-SMAD binding. Gene Ontology annotation, biological process: BMP signaling pathway; anatomical structure morphogenesis; cell differentiation.